Echinops telfairi (small Madagascar hedgehog) is the source of this 3697-nucleotide messenger RNA. RefSeq names its product RNA binding motif protein 25 (gene RBM25). Gene Ontology annotation, molecular function: mRNA binding. NCBI's taxonomy places the organism in Eukaryota, Metazoa, Chordata, Mammalia, Afrosoricida, Tenrecidae. The coding region runs from base 1 to 2148 and encodes 715 amino acids. The record is from RefSeq and is a predicted model, not a curated record. The transcript is spliced from 15 exons. Gene Ontology annotation, cellular component: spliceosomal complex. Gene Ontology annotation, biological process: mRNA processing; regulation of alternative mRNA splicing, via spliceosome.
AUGUGGUCUUGUUUUGAGCUGGAAGAGAGUACAGGGUGCUUCUGGAAAACUUCAAGGUUAUUGCAUGACCUGCAGAUUGGAGAGAAGAAGCUACUUGUUAAAGUUGACGCAAAGACAAAGGCACAACUUGAUGAAUGGAAAGCAAAGAAGAAAGCUUCUAAUGGGAAUGCCAGACCAGAGACGGUCACUACUGAUGAUGAAGAAGCUUUAGAUGAAGAAACAAAGAGAAGAGAUCAGAUGAUUAAAGGGGCAAUUGAAGUUUUAAUACGUGAAUACUCCAGUGAGCUCAAUGCCCCCUCACAAGAAUCUGACUCUCACCCUAGGAAGAAGAAAAAGGAAAAGAAGGAGGACAUUUUCCGCAGAUUUCCAGUGGCCCCACUGAUCCCUUAUCCGCUCAUCACUAAGGAGGAUAUAAAUGCUAUAGAAAUGGAAGAAGACAAAAGAGACCUGAUAUCCCGAGAGAUAAGCAAAUUCAGAGACACACACAAGAAACUGGAAGAAGAGAAAGGCAAAAAGGAGAAAGAAAGACAGGAAAUUGAGAAAGAACGGAGAGAAAGAGAGAGGGAGCGUGAAAGGGAACGAGAAAGGCGAGAACGGGAACGAGAAAGGGAAAGAGAACGUGAACGAGAAAAGGAGAAGGAACGGGAGCGGGAACGAGAACGUGAUAGGGAUCGUGACCGGACCAAAGAGCGAGAGCGAGAUCGUGAUCGAGAGAGAGAUCGGGAAAGAGACCGAGAAAGGAGCUCAGAUCGAAAUAAAGAUCGGAGUCGAUCCAGAGAGAAGAGCAGAGACCGUGAAAGGGAACGGGAACGAGAAAGAGAACGAGAGCGGGAACGGGAAAGAGAGCGAGAGAGAGAACGAGAGCGAGAAAGGGAACGUGAGAGAGAAAGAGAAAAGGACAAGAAACGGGAUCGAGAAGAGGAUGAAGAAGAUGCGUAUGAGCGGAGAAAGCUUGAAAGAAAACUCCGAGAGAAAGAAGCUGCUUAUCAAGAGCGCCUUAAGAAUUGGGAAAUCAGAGAACGGAAAAAAACCCGAGAAUAUGAGAAAGAGGCUGAAAGAGAAGAAGAAAGAAGAAGAGAAAUGGCUAAAGAAGCUAAGCGAUUAAAAGAAUUCUUAGAAGAUUAUGAUGAUGAUAGAGAUGAUCCCAAAUAUUACAGGGGAAGUGCUCUUCAGAAAAGAUUGCGUGAUCGGGAAAAGGAAAUGGAAGCAGAUGAGCGUGAUAGGAAGAGAGAGAAGGAAGAACUGGAGGAAAUUAGGCAGCGCCUUCUGGCAGAAGGACACCCAGACCCAGAUGCAGAGCUCCAAAGGAUGGAACAAGAGGCCGAGAGACGCAGGCAACCACAAAUAAAGCAAGAGCCAGAAUCUGAGGAAGAGGAAGAAGAAAAACAAGAAAAAGAAGAAAAACGAGAAGAGCCUGUAGAAGAGGAAGAGGAGCCAGAACAAAAGCCCUGUCUCAAACCGACUCUGAGACCCAUCAGCUCUGCGCCAUCUGUUUCCUCUGCCAGUGGCAACGCGACCCCCAACACGCCUGGUGACGAGUCUCCCUGUGGUAUUAUCAUUCCUCACGAAAAUUCACCCGAUCAACAGCAACCAGAGGAACAUAGGCCAAAAAUAGGACUUAGUCUUAAACUGGGUGCUUCCAAUAGUCCUGGUCAACCUAAUUCUGUGAAGAGAAAGAAACUCCCUGUAGAUAGUGUCUUUAACAAAUUUGACGAUGAAGACAGUGAUGAUGUACCCCGAAAAAGGAAGCUAGUUCCCUUGGAUUAUGGUGAAGAUGAUAAAAAUGCUGCCAAAGGCACUGUAAACACAGAAGAAAAACGCAAGCACAUCAAGAGUCUCAUUGAGAAAAUUCCUACAGCCAAGCCCGAGCUCUUUGCUUAUCCCCUUGAUUGGUCCAUUGUGGAUUCUAUACUGAUGGAACGACGAAUUAGACCAUGGAUUAAUAAGAAAAUCAUAGAAUACAUAGGUGAAGAAGAAGCUACAUUAGUUGAUUUUGUUUGUUCUAAGGUUAUGGCUCAUAGUUCACCUCAGAGCAUUUUAGAUGAUGUUGCUAUGGUACUCGAUGAAGAAGCAGAAGUUUUUAUAGUAAAAAUGUGGAGAUUAUUGAUAUAUGAAACAGAAGCCAAAAAAAUUGGUCUUGUGAAGUAAAACUCUUUUUCCAUUUAGAGUUCCAUUUCAGAUUUCUUUUCCAUCAUUCAAAGGACAUGGUAUUUUUCUUUGUCUUCAAAGACAUUUAUGAGAUCUAUAAUUUUUUGUAAUGUAGAAAAUGUGAAUUUUUUUUUGUCCUCCAGUUUGUUGAUGCCAUAUGUACUCCCUUGAUUGUAAAGUCACCUGAAUCUUCCUUUGGUUCUCUAUACUCACCAGGUACAAAUUACUGGUAUGUUUUAUAAGCUGCAGCUACUGUACACAGCCUAUCUGACAUAAUCUUGUUCUGCUGAUUUAUUCCUUGUAAAUAUUAAAAUGACUCCCCAAUUCUUUUUCAGAAUUGCACUUAAUAUUGAACUGUAAUGUUUAGGAAGGAACAUUUUAAUCAAAAGAAUACUAGUAACACCUGUUACUCCCUUUUAAUCAGAAAUGGCAAAUCUUCAUGAAGUUGUGGAAUUUAAAAAGAAUGCAAACAUAGGUGGACAAUCCCUUUUUUCAAUAUCUCAGUGUUUUUGUGUGAAUGUUUGUGAAAAAGACCUAAUUGGACUUUGAAGGCUCCCUUAAACAUUCUUCAUUGAAAGGUAGAGUUACAAAGGAAAAGUUGUGCCAACCCAGUGUCUGGGAUAAAUUAGGUGGUUAGUCUCCCACAGAAUUGUAUUGUCUUGUGAGCAGCAUCGUGCUGCACGGAAGGGGUUUCCCAGUUUAUGAUUGUUCACACGUGCUCUUUGAAAGAUGAAUCAUAGUGAUGCUCCCCUUUUAUUUAGGAAUGAGGCAAAUCCUUGGAUUCUAGAGAGCUUUAUUUGAUGCGUACCUUUGCUCAGAAUUGGUCUUUAAUUUUGGUGCAUCCCUUUGGAAGACUUUUUAAAAUCUCUUUCCAAAAGCAUAAGCUUACCCCCCCCCAGAAAAAGACCAAACCAAUAACCCUUUUAAAAGAAAGGGACGUUAAAAAAAACAACUAAGCACACAAAUUGGAAUUAAAAUUAGACAUUACGAAAUUUGAUUAGCAAAAUCCAGCUUCAUAAUUCACAAGGUUUACAUAUUGAUUCAGGGGCUGGGGUGGGGUUGGGUGGAUUUCUGGCAGUUAUCAACCACUACUAACUUUCGUUCUAUAAAAGCUUUGUAUCAUGUCUGUGUCUGUGUGUUUAUGCUUACACACGCACACAGAGUUUUAUUUCUGCUCAUCAGUUUCUAAACGUUUACUGAUGAUGAUCUUGAAGACACACAUAGGCAUAGGCUGUCUUUACUGUAGAUCAGAACUUCACCAGGGAACACAAGGACCUGGAGUUCAAACAGUUCCCAACACAGAUUAGGUGCAGCUCUUUUCAAGUCAGUGUAUUUAUUUUAAAGGCAGAUAGAGAGCGGUGUGCUACAAAGUAUAAUUGAGCUCGAGUUACUAGAGUAUUUACAACUUCAGAGGACAUUAGAAAACACUGAUCUUAACAUUGAAAUAUGAGGCGGUUGCAUUAUGUAAAUAUUUCAAAUAUUAAAAUGUAUAUAUUUGAUCUAAGACUCAUUUUUUCAGUCUUGUUAAAUAAAUGGCAUCAUGUUGUAA